CUCGUUCGCUUUGCAAUUCACAACAAAAGUAACGCCGCGCCGCGCCGCCAAACAACCUUUUCGCGUCGUAAUUCCGGAUUUUCUCCGGGCUCUGUCCGUUUUCUGUUUCCAAGAGUGUGGACCCGCGAGUCCAACCCCGGCCGCCAAGCUGUCUUCGGUAAUCAAGAUGAAGCUGAUCGACUCGGUCGUUCGCAGCUUCAAAGUGGCCAAAGUGUUCCGGGAAAACACGGACAAGAUCAACGCGAUCGACUUCUCGGCCAACGGGGAGAUGCUGAUAAGUUGCAGCGAGGACGACCAGAUCGUGCUGUACGAUUGCGAGAAGGGCACGCAGAUCCGGACGGUCAACUCGAAGAAGUACGGGGUCGAUUUGAUCCACUUUACACACGCCAACAACACGGCCAUCCACAGUUCGACGAAGGUUGAUGAUACGAUCCGGUAUUUGAGUCUGCACGACAACAAGUAUUUGCGGUACUUUCCGGGCCACACGAAGAAGGUCAUUUCGUUGAACAUUUCGCCGGUGGAGGACACUUUUUUGUCGGGGUCGUUGGACAAAACGCUGCGGCUGUGGGAUUUGAGGUCGCCGAAUUGUCAGGGGGUUAUGCACCUGAACGGGCGUCCCGUUGCGGCGUACGAUCCGGAGGGGCUCAUCUUUGCGGCCGGGGUCAACUCCGAGAGCAUCAAGCUGUACGAUUUGCGGUCCUUCGACAAGGGACCGUUCGUGACGUUCAAGUUGAACCAGGAGAAGGAGUGCGACUGGACGGGACUGAAGUUCUCCCGGGACGGCAAGACCAUCCUGAUUAGUACGAACGGGUCCAUUAUCCGGCUGAUUGACGCGUUUCACGGAACGCCGCUGCAGACAUUCACUGGCCACCUCAACAACAAGGGCAUCCCGAUCGAGGCCUCGUUCAGUCCGGACUCGCAGUUCAUCUUCUCGGGCAGUACGGAUGGGCGGGUGCACGUGUGGAACGCCGACACGGGCUACAAGAUUUGCGUGCUGAAUGGGGACCAUCCGGGGCCGAUUCAGUGUGUGCAGUUCAAUCCCAAGUUUAUGAUGCUGGCGUCGGCCUGUACGAAUAUGGCGUUUUGGUUGCCGACGGCGGAGGAUUCGUAAGAAGGGAGGAGAAGGACGUGUCUUAGGUUUUAGGAAGCGGGAGGUCGUCGAAUGCUGUUGGCGGGGGAGAAUUUGACGAAUGAGUGAAUUAAUUUUAGAGUAAGUUGCUGAAAGGAGUUUGUGUGGUAGGACGAAAUAAAUAAGUUUCUGAUGAAAACUGAAAUAA
Molecule: messenger RNA, 1277 nt
Organism: Culex pipiens pallens (northern house mosquito)
Lineage: Eukaryota; Metazoa; Arthropoda; Insecta; Diptera; Culicidae
Product: WD repeat-containing protein 82
Exons: 2
Coding region: 167-1111 (314 amino acids)
Cellular component (GO): Set1C/COMPASS complex
Molecular function (GO): chromatin binding; protein binding
Source: RefSeq, a predicted model, not a curated record